CUUCCAUUUCCAACCUUAUCUUCAAUUCCACUGGAAGCAAGCUUCCAAACAACAGGCUCCAAUGGCUUCCACUGCCAGCACUGCAAUUCAAAUUCAAUUCCUCCCUCGUGCUCUACAGACACUUCAUCACCAACGAAGCCAAACCACCAAGUCUAACGUCCCACACCAACGCCCACUGCUCCAUAUUAUCAAAUGCACAUCGGCUUCAAACUCAGCUGCAGCUGAAGAUGAGUUCCCAACCCCAGGGCCGGAGUUUGAAACCACCAUCAGCCCGGACAGGUUCCCGGUGGAGAGGCGGCGGAGGUCAGAGAUAAUCCGGGACCGGAAGGUGAGGGGCGGCACGGUGAAGCGGGAGCCGCCCAACCUGCAGAUAGGGUGGAAGAGGAGCAAGGAGAUAGCAGUGGAGAAGCCAACUGGGUAUGUGAUCAUGGACUUCCUGGAGAAGCUGGUGGGGCUGAUGGAUAGGGAGUUCGGGUCGACGGCGCUGCUGGCGAAAGCCGGAGAGAUUGUGGCGGAGAGGGCCAGGGAGGAGGCGGAGGUGCUGCUGGAGGAGGGGAAGGUGGAGGACAGGAUGGUGACUGAGCUGGGGAGAGUGUUGAAGCUGAUGGAAAUGGAUUUGGCCAUGGUGAAAGCUGCAGUGAAAGAAGAGACACUCAGUGAGAGGCUGCAACAAGCCAGGGCCCGCUGCAGGCAGGCCAUUCUUGUUGCCAAUUCAUUUUGACUGUUCCUUUGUAUCAAUCAAAUCACAAGGCAACAGACAACUCAAGAAUGAAUUGAAGAGUCCCUAUUGCUAUUC
Messenger RNA from Diospyros lotus (date-plum), 796 nucleotides. Its product is annotated as protein CHLORORESPIRATORY REDUCTION 41, chloroplastic. The record is from RefSeq and is a predicted model, not a curated record. Bases 62 to 721 code for a protein of 219 amino acids. NCBI's taxonomy places the organism in Eukaryota, Viridiplantae, Streptophyta, Magnoliopsida, Ericales, Ebenaceae. The transcript has a single exon.